Molecule: messenger RNA, 865 nt
Organism: Rotaria sordida
Lineage: Eukaryota; Metazoa; Rotifera; Eurotatoria; Philodinida; Philodinidae
Source: the annotation of a GenBank genome assembly
AUGGCUGAUAAGCAGCGAUAUCCUUAUGAUCAAGAACAUUGGUGGCGUGACUUUUUGCCUAAUCAAGUACACAGACCAUUCGAUAUCUUAUCUUCUUUACCAAAACAGCAACAGCAACCACAACUAAUAGCAACAAAACCAGAGAAGAAGAAGAAGAAGAAAAGUCGCGGCAAUCGAGCCGAACGAAAUUUUCAGCGAAGAUUGCGCAAUCCAAAUUUGGAUGAUGAAACCAGGGCAUUCUUAAUACAAGCAAGAGCAGAAAGAAAACGAGAACAAGAAAAACAGCAAAGUAUUCCUAAUACUACAAUAGAAGUAAACAAAAUUAAUCAUCAAAUCAGCCAAAUGACAGAGGAUACACAAAUAAUGGAGAUUCCAUUCGAUGAGAUCAUUCCUAAGUCUAAUCGAAAGAAACGUAAACGUUAUACAUCAACUAAAAUUGGCAGACAUCUCAGUCAAUCUUUCAGUCGAUUGUCGAUUUCACAAGAAUGUUCCAAGAAACAGAAGAUUAAAAAUAUUCAAACCAACAAUAUUGCACUACAAAUGAUCGACGAUCUGAAUGAUGAAACAAAAUUAUCAGUCCAAAUGUUCAAGUCUACUUUUGUACCUCAAUAUUUAACAGUAUCCGAUCGGAAAUUUAAAGAUAUAUUAUCAAAAGCAGUCCCUGAUGGCCAUAAAAUUUAUGAAUGGUUAGAUAAUGCUGAAAAGUUAAAAUCUACACGUCAAUUAGCUCAUACCUUUAAUAUGAUGUAUUAUUUUAAAUUACAACAAGAAUUAUGGAAAGAUUAUUUCGAUCUGGGUAUGACUGAGGGUAUUUGGGCUCCACGAAUACUGAAAUCGGCAGCAAAACAACAUUAUACUUGUGUAU